Messenger RNA from Aspergillus pseudonomiae, 1611 nucleotides. Its product is annotated as alkene reductase. Gene Ontology annotation, molecular function: NADPH dehydrogenase activity; FMN binding. NCBI's taxonomy places the organism in Eukaryota, Fungi, Ascomycota, Eurotiomycetes, Eurotiales, Aspergillaceae. The transcript has a single exon. The record is from RefSeq and is a predicted model, not a curated record. The coding region runs from base 42 to 1166 and encodes 374 amino acids.
AAAAAAAAAAAAAAAAAAGAAACAUAAUAAAUAAAGUCACAAUGGCUUCUUCUUCUUCUUCGAAACUCUUCACUCCCCUCCAAGUCGGGCACAUGCAGCUCGCCCACCGCAUCACCAUGGCCCCGUUAACCCGCUUCCGAAACGAUGACGACCAUGUGCCCCUUCCCAUCGUGAAGGAGCACUACGAACAGCGCGGAUCCGUCCCCGGAACCCUGCUCAUCACCGAGGCCACCCUCAUCUCCCCGCGCGCCGGCGGCUUCGCCAACGUCCCCGGCAUCUGGAGCGAGGCGCAGAUCGCCGCCUGGCGCACCGUCACUGACGCCGUGCACGCCAAGGGCUCCUACAUCUUCAUGCAGCUCUGGGCGCUGGGCCGGGUCGCCAACCCGACCAACCUGCAGAACGACGGCUACGACCUCGUCUCCAGCAGCGCCGUGCCCGCCACGCCGGAGGGCCCUGCGCCCCGGGCCUUGACCGAGGACGAGAUCCACGACUACAUCCGCGACUACGCGCAGGCGGCGCAGAACGCCAUUGCGGCUGGGUUCGACGGGGUCGAGAUCCACGGCGCGAACGGGUACCUGAUUGACCAGUUUACGCAGGAUACGGCCAACCAGCGCACGGAUGGCUGGGGCGGCAGUGUCGAGAACCGCGCGCGGUUCGCGCUGGAGGUCACCCGGGCUGUGACGGAGGCCAUUGGUGCCGAGAGGACGGGCAUCCGCUUCAGUCCCUUCAGUACCUUCCAGGGGAUGCGCAUGGCGGACCCCGUCCCGCAGUUCGAGUAUCUGGCGCGCAAGACGAAGGAGUUCAAGCUGGCGUAUGUGCAUCUGGUCGAGCCGCGCAUUGCAGGUAACACGGAGGUCGAGGAGCCCACCGCUGACUCGUUGGAUUUCUUCUUCCGUGCUUACGAGAACGCGGGCCCUAUCAUGGUGGCCGGCGGGUAUAAGGCGGAGUCGGCCAAGGAGGCUGUUGACUCGCUCUACAAGGACUAUGAUACCCUUGUUGCUAUGGGACGGCCCUUUACCUCGAACCCGGAUUUGCCUUUCAAGGUCAAGGCGGGCAUUCCUUUGAGGGAUUAUGAGAGGGAGAAGUUCUAUCUGGUUAAGGAUCCGAAGGGAUACACUGAUUAUGAGUUUAGCGAGGAGUUCAAGUCUGUGCAGGUUGCUGCUUGAUCUCGUUUUCUUUGCUUUUCUUUUCUUUUUUUUAUCUAACUUUUUUUUUGAUGUUUACUUGCAUUCCAUUGCUGUGCAUUAUCAGGCGUUUGACUAGGUUAGAAGGCAUGGACUAUAGAUGGGAUUGUACAUACAUAAUCUAUCAUUGCAUAUAACCCAUUUUGUUCAUCUUGAAUCCGGAUUGGCUUUUGCUCUCAGCAGGAACUGCAGUAGAUGUCGUCAUUAUAUAUGGUCAGAGGCCAGUGACCCAGUUUGCAUCACACUGUAAACAAGCAACACAGAAGAUGAGGUACUUACACAGUGCUCUACUAGAGAACCGUACAAGGUUAUAAAGAGGCCCGUCUUCUGAUCUUACCUUCCAUAUACCAAAAUAAGGGUCUACAAUGCAAUUGAAUCAUCGAUAUAUGUGUUCUGCUAUGCUCUGGGCACUGUAGCAGACAUUACA